AUGGACCUGAGCGCCGCCGCCGCGCUGUGUCUCUGGCUACUGAGCGCCUGCCGUCCCCGCGACGGGCUGGAGGCUGCAGCGGUGCUCCGAGCGGCGGGUGCAGGACCAGCCUGGAGCUCCCGGGGCGGCGGCGGCGGACGGACCCUCGUUCCGGCUCGGAGGAACGGCUCGGUGGUGCCACACCACUUCAUGAUGUCGCUUUACCGGAGCUUGGCUGGGAGGGCUCCAGCCAUGGCAGCCUCGGGGCACGGCCGCGCGGACACGAUCACCGGCUUCAUAGACCACGCGACUCAAGAGGAAUUGGCGACCGAACCCGGCCAGAGCUUUCUCUUCGAUUUAUCCAGCCUCCCCGAUGCGGACGAGGUAGUGAGUGCUGAACUGCGCGUGCUGCGCCGGAGGUCUCCGGAGCUAGACCCGGACAGUGCGACCCUUCCUCCGCUGUUGCAGCUGUCCUCGUGCCCCGACGUGACCCACACAUCUCACUUACUGCAUUCGCGGACUGCCGAACCCCUAGAAGUCGCGCGCUGGGAAGAGUUCGACGUGACGGACGCGGUGCAGAGCCUCCGUCGCGAGCCGCGCGCCUCCCGCAAGUUCUGCCUGGUGCUGCGCGCAGUGGCCGGCACCGGGAACAGUCCGCUGGCUUUGCGACGACUGGGCUUUGGCUGGUCGGGCGGUGGUACCCGCGAUGGCACCGCUGCUGAGGAGCGCGCGCUGUUGGUAAUCUCCUCCCGUACACAGAAGAAAGAGAGUCUCUUCCGGGAGAUCCGAGCCCAAGCCCGCGCGCUCCGGGCAGCCGCAGAGUCGCCACCGGAUCCGGGACCAGGCGAUGGGGCUCGGAAAGCAACCCUGAGCGGACGUAGGCGAAGGCGGACGGCGCUGGCGGGGACGCGGGGAGCACAGGGCAGCGGCGGAGGUGGCGGCAAGGGCCAUGGGCGCAGGGGCCGGAGCCGGUGCAGCCGCAAGCCUCUGCACGUGGACUUUAAGGAGCUGGGCUGGGACGACUGGAUCAUCGCGCCAUUAGACUACGAGGCGUAUCACUGCGAGGGCGUUUGUGAUUUUCCUCUGCGCUCGCACCUGGAACCCACCAACCACGCCAUCAUUCAGACUUUGCUCAACUCCAUGGCACCCGACGCGGCGCCAGCCUCCUGCUGCGUGCCCGCGCGCCUCAGCCCCAUUAGUAUCCUCUACAUCGAUGCCGCCAAUAACGUGGUCUACAAGCAGUACGAGGACAUGGUUGUGGAGGCCUGCGGCUGCAGGUAGCAUGCGGUCUGGGGAGGGCCUUGCCGCCCUGGACCCCAACUGAAAAACAGCCUUACCCUGGCCAGUCACCAGGCUGGAGGGAUGGUGGAAUAAGGCCUCCCACCUGCACAGAGGAGAUCACACAGUUCACACUCAUAUUUACACACUCCUUUACUCACACACACAUUUACCGUGGACAGGAGGCGCGGAAAGCCUUGUGCAGUUGCGGUCACUGGAUGUUACAGCCAUGCUUAUUUGCUAACAUCGAUACAAAACGCUGUCUCUUUAAGAAGAAGGGUGUCUGUGUUUAGAAAAGUGUUAGCAUUGGAUACUCCUUUUAGUUGGAGGUUGUGUGGCACCGCGGGGUGGCUGAAUUCCUGGCACUCCCACUGCAGGGUUGUGGUACCCAGAUUCUCUGCAGGUGUGCACUGGGAAUCUACAAACAGUAAGGAACCCCUGGUGGGGAUGCACCCAUCCUCUACACAAGCCCUAUUGUGAUGCUGUCUCAGUUUUGAGAAGGAAGCUUUAUCCAAGAGAAUAUAUUGUGCUACAAAUGUCAAUACCGACUUAAAAAAAUCAAUUUCAGUUAGGAACGAUCUGACAAAAAAAAUCGAUUCCAAUUAGGAAUGAUCUGGGAAGUAGAAUAUUUUUCUCUUGGCGGUGUGUGAAAUGGAGGCAAGGGGUGCGGAGCAGGAUAGGAUUUGCCGGGUUUAGAAGCAUCUAGAGGGUGGUACAGGAGGAAGUUAGGGCAAUGGCUGCACUUGGGUAGCAGAGGCAGCUGAGGUGUGCCAAGAGGAUGCCCUAAGAGGCAGAAAGGAGGCUGUCAGGGCUUGAGUGUCCUGGGGCUGCUCCGCGGGGAUUGUAGCCCCUUGGCCAGGAAGGCAGAGCCCCCUCCAAGAGGCGCUGGGUGCUUAUGCUUUGCUGUGGAAUCUGUGCUGGCCUGAGUGUGCCUGUCACUGUGCGUGUUGCUGUUACAUUUUGGCAGUGUGACAGCGACGGGAAGUGAAGCCACACACAAAUGCUUUUCUCAGACCCAAACCCACACCCUGGACCUGAUCCUUGCUCCUAGAUCAGUAGUUGUGUGGGAUGAGCAGGGUGCAAGCCUGUCUCGCAUCUCCAGAAUCCCUGCUCUACAGAAGUGUUUGGUUUGAAUUCUUGCUGCCUGUCCACCCUUUGGGACCUCUGGUCAGUGACUGGGAGAGAGAAAUCAUCUGGGCUGCACCUGCUGGGGGCUUCCAGGACAGCACUGACUUCUGCUGCGUUUUCUCCUUUAGGUUGUGGGAGAGGCAUUAAUUCUGCCCUUGUUCUGGAUGCCAAGGUCCAGGACGGUUUAUAGGUAUUUUCCUUCUUAGUGGUUACACUGCACUCCCUACAGACAAUAAAGAUGAAGCUUUAGACCCAGCUAAUUUAUUCAAGAGCCGCAUCUGAGUCCCUUUCAUUCUGUAAAAUUUCCCCCCAAGGGGAAAAUAAUCCAUGUAUAAUUUAUUCUUAAGACAAAGAUUUCUUUUCUUUUACAAUGUGAACUUGUACGGCUGUGAAUAGCUGUAACCAGAAAACGCAACAAUUUCAGCCUUUUCUUUUCUUUUCUUCUUUUUAAAUCGUCAAGUGGCUACUAUUGAUAGGAUUUCAUCUUCUUUUGGUGGCUGGGCAGAGACCUCCGUCCAGAUCUCUGGAUUCUGUAUGGAAAACCUCUC
Myodes glareolus (Bank vole) is the source of this 2933-nucleotide messenger RNA. It is a transcript of the gene Gdf7, whose product is annotated as growth differentiation factor 7. The record is from RefSeq and is a predicted model, not a curated record. Gene Ontology annotation, molecular function: cytokine activity; growth factor activity. Gene Ontology annotation, biological process: BMP signaling pathway. Gene Ontology annotation, cellular component: extracellular region. Lineage: Eukaryota; Metazoa; Chordata; Mammalia; Rodentia; Cricetidae.